AGUGCCCGGCCGUGCCGAGCGCCUCUUCCCGGCAGCGGCUGCCCCGACAGGAUGCCGGAGCGCCUCAGGCGAGGGCGGGCAGUGGAUCCCAGGGAGAGGAGCUGGGCACGGCGGGUUUGGUGUUUCCUUUCCGCGCUCACCUCCUUUUCCCUCGGUGACCCGCGCUUGAACCUGCAUCGGGAGGCUGAGACGGACUGCUGCCGGCAGCUCCUUCCUCCGCGGCCGGCAGAAAUACAAGCCGUGCCUUUCGAGGUGAGCCAGGGGACAGCGGAGGCUCAUCCGCCGAUGCGCCGGCGCAGCUUCGGCUCUUCUCGGGGGUCUCCGGGCUGCCCCAGCACGAGGGACCGUCCGCUCCGGCCGCCCCACGGUCCCGGUCCGGCAUCUCCCGGCUCCGGCUGCUACCUCGCCGUUCCCAACGACGGCGGCAGCGGGCGGGCAGGGAGCUCGGCAGAGUGCAUGCAGCACCGCGGAAGGCGGAAAUUCCUGCAGAUGAAACGCAGAAAAUACGGCUUCAUCUACAAGACUCACCUCUUUGGGCGGCCCACGGUACGGGUGAUGGGCGCCGAGAACGUGCGGCACAUCCUGCUGGGCGAGCACCGGCUCGUGUCCGUGCAGUGGCCCGCCUCGGUGCGGACCAUUCUGGGCUCGGGCUGCCUCUCCAACCUGCACAACGGGCAGCACAAGCACCGCAAAAAGGUGAUCAUGCGAGCCUUCUCCCGGGACGCCCUGCAGCACUACGUGCCCGUCAUCCAGGAGGAGGUGAGCGCCUGCCUGGCGCGGUGGCUGGGCGCCGCCGGGCCCUGCCUGCUCGUGUACCCCGAGGUGAAGCGCCUCAUGUUUCGCAUUGCCAUGAGAAUCCUGCUGGGCUUCCAGCCCCGCCAGGCCAGCCCUGACGGCGAGCAGCAGCUGGUCGAGGCCUUCGAGGAGAUGAUCCGCAACCUCUUCUCCCUGCCCAUCGAUGUGCCGUUCAGUGGGCUCUACCGGGGCUUGCGGGCACGCAACAUCAUCCAUGCCAAGAUUGAGGAGAACAUCCGUGCCAAGAUGGCCCGCAAGGAGCCUGAGGGUGGCUACAAGGAUGCGCUGCAGCUGCUGAUGGAACACACACAGGGUAACGGGGAGCAGCUCAACAUGCAGGAGCUGAAGGAGUCUGCCACAGAGUUGCUGUUCGGGGGCCAUGAAACCACUGCUAGUGCUGCCACGUCGCUGAUCGCCUUCCUAGGGCUCCACCACGAAGUGCUGCAGAAAGUGAGGAAAGAACUGCAGAUGAAGGGGUUACUGUGCAGCUCCAACCAAGAGAAGCAGCUGGACAUGGAGGUCUUGGAGCAGCUGAAGUACACAGGCUGUGUAAUCAAAGAGACCCUCAGGCUGAGCCCGCCUGUUCCCGGAGGAUUUCGGAUUGCGCUCAAGACCCUUGAGCUAAAUGGUUACCAGAUCCCUAAAGGUUGGAAUGUUAUUUACAGUAUCUGUGAUACACAUGAUGUGGCAGAUCUCUUUACCAACAAGGAAGAAUUUAACCCAGAUCGCUUCAUGUCUCCCUCUCCAGAGGAUUCCUCUAGGUUCAGUUUCAUUCCUUUUGGUGGGGGCUUGAGGAGCUGCGUGGGCAAAGAGUUUGCAAAAGUCCUUCUAAAAAUAUUUACAGUGGAGUUGGCUCGGAGCUGUGACUGGCAGCUGCUGAAUGGACCUCCUACAAUGAAAACGGGCCCCAUAGUGUACCCUGUGGACAAUCUGCCUACCAAAUUCAUAGGUUUCAGUGGCCAAAUCUGAGAGCUCAACACUCACCUCUGACUGGAUUUCUAUAUAGCAUUUAAUAUGUACAUAGUAACUUUUUAUAGUAACAAAGGCCUUUAAAUAUUUAAAACUUGUAAAUGUACAAUAGUUAUUUAUGUCUUCUAAAUAUUUCAAGAGGCUAUGAUAUUUUUUCCCCCAAGCACUACAAUUAUGGGUCUCUGAUUCAUAAUUAGAUAAUGUUAUUUCUAUAGAAAUAAGUUUCCCCCUAUUUAAAAAUAUAAUUGAGAGCUGGCUAGCUAAGCAUUUGAAGACAUUUCAGGAUGGUGUAUGUAUUAAGAAAUAUUCAAAAAGCAUUCAAAACAAUGGUGACUAGCUACUCAUCCAAAUUACCUGAAAUGGUUUUGUUUGAGAAUGUUUUCAGUGUUAUUUGUGUCUAGAUUGUAUGUUUAAUGUGUGAAUUUUAAGUUUGAUAAUAAAGUUUAUUUUUGAUGA
Catharus ustulatus (Swainson's thrush) is the source of this 2220-nucleotide messenger RNA. RefSeq names its product cytochrome P450 26A1. Lineage: Eukaryota; Metazoa; Chordata; Aves; Passeriformes; Turdidae. Gene Ontology annotation, molecular function: heme binding; oxidoreductase activity, acting on paired donors, with incorporation or reduction of molecular oxygen; iron ion binding. The transcript has 7 exons. Gene Ontology annotation, biological process: sterol metabolic process. The record is from RefSeq and is a predicted model, not a curated record. The coding region runs from base 52 to 1764 and encodes 570 amino acids.